Molecule: messenger RNA, 3739 nt
Organism: Suillus discolor
Lineage: Eukaryota; Fungi; Basidiomycota; Agaricomycetes; Boletales; Suillaceae
Product: CHAT domain-containing protein
Exons: 6
Coding region: 1-3573 (1190 amino acids)
Molecular function (GO): protein binding
Source: RefSeq, a predicted model, not a curated record
AUGCCAUUAUCUACUUUAGCAGAUUCUUCUGAAAUACACGUGCAGCGUGACCUGAACCCUAGGCCUCAAUCUCCCACUCAGCCGAACUCUAUCUGCAGUCCCCAUAUCAUUACCCCCAUCUUCCCUUCCCAUUCAUCCGUCGUCCACCACUCUGCCCGUCCUCGAUCCUCAUCAUUUUGCUCUAUCGCAACAUCAUGGGUAGCUCAGAAAGCCGAUAUAUCAGACUUGAAGGCGAGUCUCUCCAUAUUAUCUUCGCAUCUGUUUCGUGAUUAUCACACUCUAUCUACAGUCAUCAGCGGAAAGAAUCUUCGAGUCCCCUCUUGGCGCAUUCCCGCUGGCAUUUAUGUGUUCAUCAAUGUCGACUCGAAGAGAUGCUGGAAAUCGGCCAUCAGUGUUUCAUCAUCUCAUCAAUCUGUAGCGUGGGGGGAUACUGUAACUCUACCAUCAAAUGCCUCGCCUGCAUUGUCAAUAGAGAUCAGGGCAUCCUAUGAGCUUGGUCGGAUGCUAGGCGGUGGAGAGGUCAUCGGGAAACUUCAAAUGUCGUGGGAUGAGCUAAUCAAUCAUGGAAAUCACCCAUUUGAUCUGUUUUUCCCACCCGUGCGCGGUGUUCAACCUUCUAUCACACUGCGGGUUGCUGUUGUACAUGCUUGGGACGAUCAAAAUGGCGCACUGUUUGAUUCCCUCGUAGACUGCGAGAUUGCUCGAGACGCAGAUGCGGGCCACGCACAAAUUGCCUCAUACAAGAAAAGCAAAAAUGUCUCUCACUUGAUCUAUGCUAUGGAGCAUUUUCAGUUGGUUCUGAACCAGUGUCCGGUCGGCCAUCCAGACCGCGCAACGGCUCUCACCAACCUCGCGUCGGUUCUCCUUAAAGGCUACAUCCGAAAUGAUCCCCAUCCCGAUCAUACCUUAUCCCUAUAUAAUCUCACCGAAGCGCUAAAUUGCCGUCACGCCAAGAAAGGUACUGCUGGCGACAUCCGCGAAGCCGCCCAACUGUAUCAUGAGCUACUGCCUCUCUGUCCAGAGGGCACGUACCUUCGUAGCAUCGCAACAGGGGAAAUUGGUGUUGAUUAUGUGAUCGGCGGAUGCAACAAUCUUCCAAAAGACGCAUCCGAUGAAGGCAUCCACCUUCGAAGAGUCGUCCUCGAGCUCUGUCCUGUGGGCCAUCGACUUCGCCCUAGAACCCUUAACGAGCUUGCACGAGCAGUUCAAGCACGCUUUGAUCAACACGGCAGCAUCGAUGAUCUUGACACGAGCAUACAGCUUGGUCGUGAAGCCGUGUCUCUGUGCCCCGAGGGACAUGCUGACCGUGAUACCUACCUGAACAACUUGGCCUUUUCACUCCUAUUCCGCUUUAGGCACCAAGGCAAUCCCAAUGACCUUGAUGAAACCAUAUCUUUGUACGAAGAAGCACUGCACCUGUGCCAUAUCGAGCACAAAUCUCGUGAUUGCUCAUUGGGCAACCUAGGGAGCGCCUUGGUCGCUCGUUUCGAGAAACGCGGCGACAUUGAAGACAUGACCCGAGCCAUCAACCUCUGUCGCGAGGCCCUGACGUUGCGCCCACCUGGGCAUCCACAUCGUGACACCACACUUAACAACCUUGCCCUCGCGCUCAAAACCAGAUAUAACAAAUCGCAUGUUAGCGAGGAUCUUAAUGAGGCCAUUGAUUGGUAUCGCGAUUCCCUUCGGUUACGGCUUGACGAUCCAGAGCGCCAUAGAACUCUUCACAAUUUGAGCUCGGCGCUCUGCUCUCGUUUCACGCAAGCUCAUAAGAAUGAAGAUGUUGAGGAGGCCAUUUCUCUUUGCCAAGAAUCAUUGGCAGCUCUGUCUUCACUACACCCGGACAGGUUUUGCAGCUACAUGAACCUGCAGGAGGCCUAUUUGUCUCGUUACCGGAUUCUACACGACCCUGCUGAUUUGUCUCUUGCAGUGGAGAACUUCAGAUUCGCAUCAAGACAUUCUACUGAAGGGUUCCCACAACGCAUCAUUGGCGCAUUCAAUUGGAUAGUUGCAGCUGAGCAGCAUGAUCAUGGAUCCGUGCUGGAAGCGUACUUGACAUUUUUUGAGCUUCUGGAUGCUCAUUUGGCAACGCGGUCUUCGCCAACUUCACGACGCGAAGCUGCUGCUGCCUUCAAUGAUAUCAGAAUGCUGCCUGUAUAUGCAGCAUCGUGCGCUAUUCGCUGUCACAAUCUACCACAUGCAGUUGAGCUUGUGGAGCAGGGCCGUGGCCAGCAAUGGUCGCUGGCCUCCCGACUCAGGACGCCAGUUGAAGACCUUGAGUCAGCGCAUCCGGCACUGGCGCACAAUUAUUUGGAGCUGAGCAACUUCAUUUCCAGUGCGGCCCAGAGUUCUGCAACCAUCACUGACAGAGCUGUUGCUGAUCGGGCCGCAAUAGAGUAUAGGAGACUUACAAGGCAAUGGGAAGCUGCGGUAGCUGAGAUACGUGAUCUUCGGGAGUUCUCGCGGUUCCUGCUCCCACCUUUGUAUGCAGACCUGCAAGCGGCAGCGCGCCAGGGCCCGGUCAUCAUCCUCAUUGCGAGUGAAUACUCAUGCAGCGCCAUCAUCGUCCCGACGUCAGGAGACCCCCGUCAUGUUCCCUUGCCGUCUGUCACUCUCGCAGAUCUGACCAAUCUCAAGGACCGCGUCGCCAGGGCGAUACGACACGCAUCUACCCUGGGCCCAAAAGUGCCGCGAAACGAUCUAAUAGUCCUUUUGCGGACAAUAUGGAAUGAAAUCAUGCUACCCAUCAUCAACGUCCUCCGGCAUGACCUGAAACUAAAAUACUGUCGAAUCUGGCUGUGUCCAACUGCAGCCUUCACAUCUAUUCCUCUCCACGCAGCUCACCCGUUUCGAACCGACCCAGAUGGCUCUAGGGCGCAAUGCCUGGAGGAUCUCUACAUCUGCUCUUACACGCCCACACUUUCGGCUCUGGUCAGAUCCAGACAGAUGAUGAAGAAGCGCGUCACUCCAUCCUUCGCGACAAUCGGACAGGGUCAACCGGGUGCAGGGAAAGGCAAGGCGCUCUUGGCCGUCGACAGCGAGCUCGAGCUUGUCCAUAAGCUCGUCCCUGCGACGGCCAAACGUACUACUAUUUCUGGCGACGCAGCCACACGAGCAGGUGCGCUCGAAGCUUUGGAGCAGAACACCUGGGUGCACCUAGCUUGUCAUGGCAAGCAGGACCCAAAGCAGCCUUACAAUUCGCAUUUCGUCAUGAGAGACGAAGAUCUGACGCUGCUUGAUAUCAUGGAGAUAGAUAUUCCGAACGCCGAGUUCGCGUUCUUAUCGGCGUGUCAUACCGCCGUCGGGGAUGAGGAGACACCCGACGAAGUAAUUCACCUCGCAGCUGGUCUUCAGUUUUCGGGGUUCAAGAGCGUCAUUGGGACGCUGUGGCAGGUCGACGACGCUGUUGCAAAACACGUCGUCAAAGCUUUCUAUGAGAACAUGUUCCCAGAUUUAAAGGAUGGAGGUGUGAUGGACUGUACGAAGGCGGCCUGGGCACUGAACCGUGCCACGCACGCUGUGAAGACGACAGUUCCGCUGGAGCAGAGGAUGGUUUUCGUUCAUAUCGGUGUGUAGCUCUAAUACCUCGUAUUGCUGUCGUGUGGUACAUAUUCACAAGUUGUUGAUCUGGGAUCUGUUGUGAAAAUAACUCUGAUACCAUAUUCUUGCGCUCCAGCUAUCUUACUUUUGUAUACUUGGUCAUGUUUUAGUCGACUAGAAUGUUCACUUAAGUUCUUGUGUA